CUACGAAAGUCAUGGCGAAUAAGAGGGGAACAGCUGGGUCUGCUCCCUUUCAUGAUAUUUUAGGACAAUAUUUGGUAUUAAUCCUUAUUAUUUUAUUUUAUAAAUUCUCUUCUGCUACAAUGGACGAUAUAUUUCGUGCCGGGCAGUCGAUGAUGUUGUCUCCGGUAGCUGCUGCAUCACGGGAUGUUCGAUACCUCCUAUAUGAUGUAAAUCCACUUGAGGGCUUUAAUCUUCGCCGAGAUGUGUACAUUCGCAUGGCCUCUUUGCUGAAGACAUUGAGGAAAAAUGGCGACUGGGUGUUAGUGCUGCCUCCAUGGGGUCGUCUUCCUCACUGGCAGAGUCCUGAUAUAAAUCAGGUUCGCAUCCCGUGGGGAGAGUUCUUCAGCAUAACCAGUCUGCAGGCUAACAUACCUGUCAUUGAGUAUGAGGAGUUUAUUUCUGAGUCUGGAGGACCCUUCAUUGACCAGAUCCUUGUGCUGCAGAGGUCUGCUGAGGGUUGGACAGAUGGGAAAUGGGAGGAGAUGGCGGAUGAACCAACAUGCAUCGAAAAGCUAAUGUACUCAAAAGACAAACAUGGUUAUUACAGAGGUUGGUUUUGGGGUUAUGAGGAGACCAGAGCAUUGAAUGUCACCUGUUUAUCUGCUCAGGGUCAUGCCUCUACCUUGGCUCCUGUCUUACAAAAUAAAUUAAACGCUAUGUCAUUAAUGCUAGACAGAGCUGAAUCUGUCCUUCAUGAUCAUUAUGCUGGGAAGGACUACUGGGAUACGAGGCGAAGUAUGGUGUUUGCCAAACACUUGCGUAUCAUAGGAGACGAUUUUAGGGCCAAGUAUUUAAACUCCACAGACAAACAGGACCAGACGCCGUAUAAUGAUGACUGGACCCAAAUGAAAAACAGGCUUGGCAGUGCUAAAGGAGGCCCUUACCUGGGAGUCCACUUGCGUAGGAAGGACUUCAUCUGGGGGCACAGAGAAGAUGUGCCCACCCUCAAAAGAGCAGUGAAGAAGAUCCGUAGUCUCCUGAAGAAGCACAAGCUUCAACAAGUCUUUGUUGCCACCAAUGCAGACGAAGAAGAGUUAUCUAAGCUGAAAAGGAUGCUACCUGAGAUGGUGCGAUACGAGCCCACCUGUGAGGACCUGAAGCUCUUGAAGGAUGGAGGGGUGGCCAUCAUAGACCAGUGGAUCUGCGCUCAUGGGAGGUAUUUCAUUGGGACUUCGGUUUCAACGUUCUCUUUCAGAAUACACGAGGAAAGGGAGAUACUAGGUUUCGAUCCUAAAACCACCUACAACCGAUUCUGUGGUGACGAUGAGAAUGAAUGUGAACAACCAACACACUGGAAAAUUGUCUACUGAUCACACAGAUCACAACUUGAUGCUGAUCAUACAGACAUACAGAGGAUUCUCUCUAUUUUUUUUAUGUUUUAUCUAAAUACAAUUUUUUAAAAGAAUAGUUAACCCUAAAAUGAAAUUUCCUGAAAAUGUACUUACCCUCAAGCCAUCCAAGAUGUGGAUGAGUUUGCUUCUUUAUCAGAACAGAUUAGGAGUAAUUUAGAUUUACUUACUUGCUCAUCGAUGGAUCUUCAGUGAAUGGGUGCCGUCAGAAUGAGAGUCCAAACUGCUGAUAAAAACAUCAAAGAAUGCGAAUCCACGAAUUUCCAAGCCAUUAAUUAACAUUUUGUGAAACA
Carassius auratus (goldfish) is the source of this 1681-nucleotide messenger RNA. RefSeq names its product GDP-fucose protein O-fucosyltransferase 2-like. Gene Ontology annotation, molecular function: peptide-O-fucosyltransferase activity. Lineage: Eukaryota; Metazoa; Chordata; Actinopteri; Cypriniformes; Cyprinidae. The coding region runs from base 12 to 1349 and encodes 445 amino acids. The record is from RefSeq and is a predicted model, not a curated record. Gene Ontology annotation, biological process: protein O-linked glycosylation via fucose. The transcript has 9 exons.